AUGUCCACAAUCGGUCGCAUCGUCGCCGUCGGAGGGGACGCUGUAUCUCUACGGGAAGGGGAUUUAGUGCUUUGCGAUAUUUACUUGAGGGGCAGAGAUGAUAGGGACGUUGGUGCGUUGUUGGGGGUUCAUGAUGGUCAUACUGAGGGGGCGAAGAGGAUGGUGCAUGGGGAAUGGAGGGAUAGUACGUAUGCGGAAUAUGUGAAGUUGCUGUUGGAGAAUUGUUUCAAGUUGGAUGAGCAGAAGCUCUUGAGCCCAGUAUCUAGCGAUGGUAUUGUUCCAGGAGGAGGGAUGGGAUAUUCAGUAGAAGAAUUACUACAUAUCACAUCCUUUGCCGUCCCUUACGGCCUACGCGAUGUUGGGCUUGAUGUCUGUGAAGCAGUCCUCAUCGCUCCUGCGACGGGCAUUUGCCCUUGCAAUGGGCGCAAAUGUGAUUGCCAUGGGCCGGAAUGGCGAAGCUUUGAAGCACUAAAAGUUAGUCACCCCAAUGGUGGUAAUGGCCAUCUCGAAACAGUCCUCAUCACAAACGACAUCCAACAAGAAACAGCUGCAAUCGCCAGCUUCGGUAUGCCGGUAGACGUGUAUUUUGACAUUUCGCCGCCCAUGGCUGCAGAGUCGACUCAUCUGCGGAGUGGGUUAUUAUCGGUCAGACACGGUGAUCGCGUGUCGCUCAUGGGCGGAAUCAAAGGCGAUGUCGCGAUUCCAUUGGGGUACGUGAUGCAUGGCAACAUGACAAUUAAGGGGAAAUGGAUGUAUGAGCGUGAAGAUGUACUGAAAUUGAUCAAAAUGGUGGAAAGUGGGAGGUUGAGGUUGGAUGGUGGUAGUAGUAGUGUGAAGAGGUAUGGGCUGGAGCAGUGGGAGGAAGCAUUUGAGGUUGGGUUGCGGCGAGGGAAGCUGGGCCGGGGAGAAUUGUUGCGUCAAUUCUUUGAAUAG
This is a messenger RNA of Talaromyces stipitatus ATCC 10500, 933 nucleotides long. RefSeq lists its product as uncharacterized. The transcript is spliced from 2 exons. Bases 1 to 933 code for a protein of 310 amino acids. The record is from RefSeq and is a predicted model, not a curated record. NCBI's taxonomy places the organism in Eukaryota, Fungi, Ascomycota, Eurotiomycetes, Eurotiales, Trichocomaceae.